This is a messenger RNA of Sipha flava (yellow sugarcane aphid), 1441 nucleotides long. Its product is annotated as lipase member H-like. Bases 171 to 1364 code for a protein of 397 amino acids. The transcript is spliced from 7 exons. Gene Ontology annotation, molecular function: lipase activity. The record is from RefSeq and is a predicted model, not a curated record. NCBI's taxonomy places the organism in Eukaryota, Metazoa, Arthropoda, Insecta, Hemiptera, Aphididae.
ACACCGAAGUAAAAGUCAACUUUGCGGGUACACAACUAUCACUGUGUUAUCCAAUCGACUGUCGCCAACCAUCGGGACUCACUAUCGGGUCUGAUAUUUGUUUGCCGUUGUACACUUGUACUAUUGCAGUUAUAUGUGUAAACAUAGUAGGUAUUAAUACCAUUUUCGAGAUGAAAAUCUUUGGUUCAGAUAAAAUCGUUUUACCUUUGAUAUUGCUGUUGUUCGUGUUCACGAUAAAGACAAUCGAUGCUUUUCUAUUGAAAUCCAUUUGGCGACAGUUUGUGAAGAACAGUGCACUUAAAAACGGCGCCACUGAUUCCAUACAACUUCACCAGGACGUGGUCGACAACACUUCCACUGAUACGAUACAACUUCAGCAGGUCAUCGACCACGAUAGCUCCACGGACACAGCACAACCUCAGCAGGACGUUGACGAAGAAAAUGAUGACGAAUCAGACGAACACAGAAGGUCGCCGAUGUCUGUUGAUGGAACCAGCUUGGAUUUGAUCUAUUGGAACUCAAAACUUGGAAAUAAUCAUCCUGUAGUAAUUGAGUUUGGUAAUGAAAUGCAAAUAAAGGAAUAUUGGCUUCAUGGUAAACCUUUAAAAGUCAUUACGCACGGGUGGCUCGGGUCGGACGAAGACGAUAAAGGAGUGUUUGCAAUAAAAACAGCAUAUGUCGCUACCGAAAAUUGUAACGUCAUCACUGUAGAUUGGAAUCGGGUAGCGAGUAACGUACUGUACCCAAUGCCAGCUUACUUGACUACUCAAGUAGGUUCAGUGAUUGCCAAGGUGUUGGAAAAUGUCGUAAACCUUGCAUUGAUUGAACCAUCCGAUAUACACGUUAUUGGUCACAGUCUUGGUGCACACGUUUCUGGAGCUUGUGGUGCUGCCUUCAGUUUGGGGAAAAUCGGCAGGGUUACAGGUUUAGACCCGGCUGGUCCAGGAUUCGAGUACGUGUCUUUGCGAUCAGAUAGUUUGGAUAGUAGUGAUGCGGAAUUUGUGGAUGUGAUACAUACAGCGAUAGGAACAGCCGGAUAUUCGAAAGCCAUAGGGCAUGCAGACUUUUACCCUAACGAAGGCAAACCACCUCAACCAGGAUGUCUAGAUUCGUACAUGCCGAGUGCGUGGGUAAAACUAAUAGGCUGCAGUCAUUCGAGAGCACAUGAAUUGUAUACCGACUCCCUGUACCACAGAAACUCACUUAUAGCUGUGAAGUGUUCUUCGUGGGAUGAGUAUUUAAGUGGAAAAUGUAAAAAUAAUACCAAAAGUCCUAUGGGACACGAUGCAGAUCCCAAAGCGAGAGGUAUUUUUUACCUUGAGACAAACAGUACCAGCCCAUAUGCGAUUGUGGCCAUUGCAUGAAAAAUAUACUCACAAUAAGAAUUAUAGUCAUCUAUGAUUUAAUUUUUUUUAUGUAUAACUUAUUUGAUUGUUAUUUU